GACUGCGAACUGACAGUUGCUAACGCAUCCCAGUCCCAGUCUGCGAAUAACGUAUACGUAAAUAAGGUCACGAUGUUUUGGGGACUCAGCUCGGCGUUGGACUUGUACGAUGAGUAUCUGAAGGCAUUCAAGAUCAAGGAUGAGCCGCUGGCCGAGGCAGGCGAGAAAGGUGCCGGCGGAGAUGACGGUCUAAGUACCCUGAACAUCCUCAUUUGCGGCGGUGCUGAUCCCCGCCAUGUGAUCAAGACCCUGGCCAAGAGAUACGCCCAUGGUGUCCAGCCCAAGCUCAACAUAUACGUGCUGGAUGGCUGUGCCGAGAUCAUAGCCAGGAAUAUGCUGCUGCUGGGCAUAGCCCUGGAGGAUCCAGAGUCCUUUAGCUUGGUGUCCAAGGCACAUCUAUUCAUGGACCUUUACGGUAACGCGGUGAUCCGUCCCACUUCCCACCAUUACAUGGCCGCCAAGGGACGCACGCUGCUCCAGAUCGUCACCGAUAAUGAUAAGCUGCAGCGCCUGGCCCCCAUGUUGAAUAUCGAUGGCCUCAAGUACAAGGAGCGCGAUGGCUUGGAGAUGGCAUUCAGCUUCUGGCAGCCGCAGCCGUGGUAUGUGUAUGAAGUGACCAACUACUGGGAGCAGAGAUCCAGGGCUCUGCUGGGCUCCCGGUACGACCAUCGGAACGGGGCCUUUGACUGGGACCUGAGCAUGACCCUUAAGAGUCGCGGUGGCGAGCAGAUCUGCUCCCAGGAGUACCGCUACUGGCGCGAGUCCGGCGUGGCCUUCGUCUUUCCGGAGUACGAGCAGUGUAAGCCAAACAAGACGCUGGCUGCCGGACUCGUGCGCAAUGGGCACACCUUGCUGCACCGUGGCUAUGUGGGCGACAUCCAGACAGGGCCUUUCUGUGGCUUCGGACUGCGCAGCUCGGAGGAGCGCAUGCAUAACUCAGUGCAUGGGGAAAACGAUUACAGGGCCACCGAUGUAACCGAGCGGAAUCUCAUGGAGCUCUUCCACGAGCUUCAGACGCAGACGCCCUACGAGCACGAUCCCACGCGCUCUCGUCGCUAUGGAUCGGUUCAGCUGCUGAUGACGCCGUUGCUUACCCACCAGGAGGCGGAUGCAGACAGGCAGACCACCUACGACCGCCCCUGGAUCCCGAUGCCCGGAAUAACCGUGCACUAUGUGUCGCCCACAGAAAUAGUGAAGCUGCAGCAGGGCGCUGUUCGCUGGAAUAACAUGUUCGAUAUCGUCUAUGUGGCCUACAACUACUUCACGUUCCUGAGUCAGGAUUUCUUUAAGGCUCUGCGCACGCAGGCUCUUAUGGUGUUGGAAACCAAGCUUCUCACCGUAGAGCGCAGGGAGCAAGUGCAGGAGUACGAGACCAAGGCCAAGGAAAUGAUGAGGCAGGCUGGUCUGAAGGCGUCCAUCAACUACCAGGCCAUCAAUGCCAAGAACAUGGUGCUCAAAUACAAAAAGACUGACAAGGAGGAUGUGGAUGAUGCAGCCGAAGACGAGGCUCAGGAUGAGCCAGAACCUGAGCCCCCAAUUGAGUACGAAGUAGAGGGUCUUACGCUUAACGAGAUUAUGGCUGACAUUGAGCCAGAAGCUGCAGAAGAAAUCCACAACGUAAAUGCCGCAGAGAUACUCCAAGCUGAGGAAGAUAAAAAGCCAGAAUCUAAUCAAGAGCACAAAGAAUCCGAAGAUGUUGGAGAACCUACAACAGAUCCCGAAGUGCCGCUCCAGGAAAAGGAAGACUCCUGCUCCACCUCCUCCUCUCAUUAGGCAAAUAAAAUAUAGCUCAAAUACUAUAUGCAAUAAUAACGUG
Molecule: messenger RNA, 1816 nt
Organism: Drosophila kikkawai
Lineage: Eukaryota; Metazoa; Arthropoda; Insecta; Diptera; Drosophilidae
Gene: Dnaaf3
Product: Dynein axonemal assembly factor 3
Biological process (GO): motile cilium assembly; axonemal dynein complex assembly
Source: RefSeq, a predicted model, not a curated record